UGGGGCUCUGGGCAGCCUGGUCUGGUGUGACAUGUCCCUGCCCAUGGCAGGGGUUGGGAUUGGGUGGUUGUUAAGGUCCACUCUGACCCAAACCAUUCUACGGUUCCAUGUUGCUCCCUGUGCUCGAGGCUGCAGAGAACACGGAACCGGCUGCUCUGUGACAUCAGCCCAGGGCUGAGGGCGCCGCGGGCACUGUGGCUGUGCUGGUGCACGGAGGCUUCGCUCUCGCAGCUGACACGAGCCACGGGCAGCAAUGCUGCUGCUCUUCCUCCUCGUCCUGCUGGCCACAUGCAGGCCUGUGCAGGCCAUGUGGAACACGUGCGAAGGGAGCUGUGGGAUCCGGCCCUUGACUUCUGAUGAUGAGCGAGGCAUGACACGCGUCGUGGGUGGCAAAAGUGCUGAGGAAGGGGCCUGGCCCUGGCUUGUCAGCAUCCAAGAUCCCUCAGUUUCAGACACGGGACAUCUGUGUGGAGGGUCCCUCAUCAGCGUACAGUGGGUCCUUACAGCAGCCCACUGCUUUGCCGAGUCCAGGAACAUCAGUGCCAUGCGCCUGCUGAUCGGGGCAACCCAGCUGUCCGAGCCGGGCCCUGAGGCUGAGGUGCGCCUGAUCAAGCGGCUGCUGGUUCACCAGGAAUACAGUCCUGCCGACCAGAGCAAUGACAUUGCGCUGCUGGAACUGAACGAGCCUGUCCAGUGCAGCCCCUACGUCCAGCCGGUCUGUGUGCCCAACGGCACGCUGAGCGUGGGACAGCUGGACACCUGCUAUGUCGCUGGCUGGGGUGCCACCACUGCAAGAUCUCAAACAUCAAGUGAUGUCCUACAGGAGGCCAAGGUCCACCUUAUCAGUGUCCAGAUCUGCAACAGCAGCGAGUGGUACGGUGGGAGCAUCCACACCCACAACUUGUGUGCUGGCUACCCGGAAGGUGGCAUUGACACCUGCCAGGGUGACAGCGGGGGUCCACUCAUGUGCCAGGACAACAACGCUGACUUCUUUUGGGUCGUCGGUGUGACUAGCUGGGGAAGAGGCUGCGCCAGAGCAAAACGUCCUGGAGUAUACACUUCUGUUCAGCACUUCUAUGAGUGGAUUCUGAUCCAGAUGGAACUGCUUCCACAAGUACAGGAUUCUCAAGCAUCAGAAGGCUGGGUUCAUAUGAAUGUUCCAUGGCCCACUCUUAGGCCAUGGUCAACAGUACUCCCCACUCUUAAGCCAUGGCCAAGACCACCUCCCACUCUUAAGCCAUUGCCAACACCAUUGCCAACAGCAUUCCCCACUCACAAGCCAUUGCCGACAGCAUUCCCCACUAAUAAUCCAUGGACAGCAACACUGCCCACUCAGAAGCCAAGUUCGAUGCCAACACCAGUGGAAGAGAAUAACAGCUGCCCAUUUCCACUCAAGAAGCUGAUGGAAUUCUUCACUAAGGUCCAGGAGCUCCUGAAGAACCUACUGGGAAAUACAAUUUGA
Molecule: messenger RNA, 1462 nt
Organism: Sturnus vulgaris (Common starling)
Lineage: Eukaryota; Metazoa; Chordata; Aves; Passeriformes; Sturnidae
Source: RefSeq, a predicted model, not a curated record